This is a messenger RNA of Cylicostephanus goldi, 394 nucleotides long. The record is from the annotation of a GenBank genome assembly. Lineage: Eukaryota; Metazoa; Nematoda; Chromadorea; Rhabditida; Strongylidae.
ACUAGCAGUGUUAUAUCCCAAUUGUCUUUCUAAAUUGUCAUUUGCCGUUUACCAACCACAUAAAUUACAGAAAAAGCGUAGUUUUGCUGUUUAGGAAUUCUUGAUCUCUGAUCGCGGUCGGAAGAAGCAGCCCAUUGCUGGUGUGCUUGUUGACUGGGGCAACUUUCAAAAGAACUGCGUAUUCAAAUUCUUACGAAAAGGAACCGUCAUCUAUGAGGGUAGUAUAGAAUCGAUGAAGCAUGAAGCAGAAAUGGUCGCAAAUGCUACAACGAACACAGAGGUUGGAAUCGCAAUCGAAGACAAAAGCAUACGAUUCAAGGAAGACGACACGGUGGAAGUGUACAAUAAAAAGCAAGUGCCUCAAACAAUCGACUGGUAUCCACCUGGAUUCUAG